AUGGCGAUAUGGCCGUUUGGUCGCAAGAAUAAGCGCCACACGAUUCAAGUGAGCGCCGAUGAGGCCAGCGUGCUUCAGCAUGCCCUGGACGAGCACGAGCACGAGCACGAUUCGCCCGCUCCCGUCGCGGAACCAACCUUGGGCCGUAAACCUUCCCGCCGGGUUUCCAAACGCCACAGCAGACGCUGGUCGCGUAGUGGUGAUGGCUCCGACAGCCAGGGGGCAACUGGCCAGACAACCUCGUCGCAGCGUCCGAUUUCCUCUAUCGAGCACCGCCGCUUGUCCGAGGCUGACCAUGAUCGCGCCGGUCCAGAACAGACCUACCCGCGACCGAUGUCAAGGGCAGGAUCCCUGUUGAAGAGGCAGAACCAAAGCGGACCUAACAAGCUUCGCAAAAGCAAGCGACAGACCCAUGAGAUUUUGCGCGAGCGUGAGAUCAAGCUGUUGUCGUCCACCCCAAUCGAUAUCCCACGCCGAUCAACUCAACCCGUAGGCAGCGACUAUGAACACCGGCAUCGUGGGCGACGCGCUGAUCGCUAUAUGUCAGAUAUCAGUCUGUCUAUUCGCAACUCGGCCGCAUCUUCCAUCUCGGACGUCUCCGAUCCUUUCACCUACAAGGUCAACGCGUUUGCUGCAUUGACUCCGCGUCCCGUGGUCCGUUAUGUCGAGACACCACGUCUACCCACCACGCGAAGCAACAAUACUACAACAGGCCCUGGAGGACCGGACAGUGAGCGACACCCGACCCGAACCACCUCCGGGGACGAUUUGUACUACUCGAGGCGGCGUGUGAAUGAACUGGCGGACUCUUUGGAUGCUAGUACUCUGCGAGAAUUACUCGAACGCGACCGUCGCCGUCGGGAGAAGAAACAGCUGGAAGACCAAGAAAAGCUACGUCGCAAGUUGCAGGAACGCGCCGAUGCGCAAGCCGCAGAAGAGCGUCAGCAGGCGAUUGAAGAGACCCGGCAGACCCAGGAGGUUGAACCCGAAGAAGCUCCCGCCAUCGAAGCUCCCGACGCAAUUGCAGUUGAGCAGCAUGAUAUCAUUGUAGAGGAGCCCAUAGCUGAAGAGUCCGAAGAGUCCGAAGAUGCAGCACCUGCAGAGCAGUCGGGUACAUGGCUACAGGAUGAGUCGAAGGAGAGUGAGGAUGCCGUGCGCGAGUCGCUUGAGAGUGUCCAUGUAAUUGGGAACAUUGACGACAGAUCCAUCCGGGAACCCAAGCUGGCCAACCGACCCAGCUUUGCUCCCUCGCAUGAGAUGGGCAUGUCGCGAACCACCCUCUCUCCAUCUCAGUCAUCUCUCCGACAUGGAAUCAGCAGUCCCAGCCAUUCCCAAACCUAUGGUGUUGGUUCUGCUUCCGACAUCUCCGAGCGUCGCCCGUCUGACACCAGCGGUCGCCGAGGAGGAAACACCAUCACUUCCCUCUUCCGACGUGGUUCAUCCCGAAUCAAGCGACGAUACAAGGAACGAUUCCAAGACUCGAGUCCUGAUGUCUCUAACGCUUCUCACGAGUCUUUCUACCGCAUUCAAACCCAGUCUUCGCCUCCACCACCCUCCAUUAUUCCUCCCCGAGCUUUCAUUGCUACUGGCACCGUGAAUCGCCCGCAUUCCAAAUUCACAGAACACUUUGGCGACGAGCCCAUGUCCCCUCCAGACUCGCGUCUUCAAUCGCCAGAUAUCCCUGAGCAGGUGCCCGAGUCCUCGCUAGAAAACGAAGAAAGGACCACUUUCCUGCACGGCCCAACUCCUCCCUUUGUGGGCGUUGAUAUUGUGAACCCGAAGAACCGUCGCCAUCUCUCCCUAGGCGAUAGCUUCGACGAAGCUGACAACCUUCCCCUUUCUCAGUCCUUGGCAUCUAUCGAUUCAGAAGGAUCAUGGAUGUCGGGUCAGUUCUUCCGCCGGAUGUCGCAAAAGGCCCCCAGCAGCCCCAUCCGCCCCAUGACCUCGUUUAGCGCCGCCAUGGACAGCCCGGUCGAGACACACGAUGAUGUCCGUGACUCAAUCGAUUUCCGUCGAGAUAGCAGCAACAUCAUGGGCGAGCCGGAGCUACUAGACAACGAUGAUGUUUCUGCGAACGACGCCAACAAGACCGCGGAGACCUGGCACCACAGCGAUGUCGCCCGCCGGCCAAUCCUGGUCAACCCCGGUUCUCGUCCCAAGUCCACGGCUGCCAUACUCAAGACCUUCCCUUCGUUGUCUCCCAUUUCUGCUGAGGAGGACUACGUGGAAGAGGACCAGGAUGGAGACAAGUUGAUGACCACUACUCCUCAACCGCAGCGCGUGGCUAGUGUCCAUGGUGUUAUCUGCAAUGCCGAGGAUGAGUAA
Molecule: messenger RNA, 2325 nt
Organism: Penicillium daleae
Lineage: Eukaryota; Fungi; Ascomycota; Eurotiomycetes; Eurotiales; Aspergillaceae
Exons: 1
Coding region: 1-2325 (774 amino acids)
Source: RefSeq, a predicted model, not a curated record